AUUUUAUAAGUAAUCAUGAGACUACAAGCACACCUCUGAGGAUGAAAAUAGGACUUUGCUGAUUAUUCAAAUCUAAAGGGCCUUCCCCUUUCCUCAAAAAAUAUUUACAUAUGACCAACAUAAAUGCUGCCUGCUGUGUAAUAAAGUGCAUUCGCAUUUCGCAUUGGCGAAAGAUGUUUUUCCAUUUAUGGCUUUUACUUUACAUGACUCCUAUAGCGGUGGCAAAGUGUGCCAAUAAUUAUUAUUACGAUGGACUAAUCGAGGAUUGCCAGCCGUGCUCCAUUAGAUGCAAGUCUCCCCCCUCUAUCUGUGUGACAUAUUGUAAAUCUCCAGCAUCCUCUGCUAACGAAGCUGGAGGGAAUCGAAAUAUUCGUAUAAUCCUCAUUGUGUUACUCGUGUUCCUUGGCGCUUUCAUUACACUGACUUUAAUUCAGGUUGUGCGCAGGAAGGCCUGCAGACCAGUCAUCAAAGCCAAAGCUCAACAGCAAGAAUCAUCAGACAGUGAUGGAGGUUCUGUGUCAACUGAAAAGUCAGAUGAUGGAUCACCUGACAUGGAAUAUGGCACAUGCAAAACUGACUGCAACACCAACCUUCCACUCCCCUCGACAGAGGAGGGCACCACCAUGUUAGUCACCACAAAGACAGUGCAGACAUAUAACUGCAGAACUCAGUAUACAGAGGAUGUAACAUUAGGUGUCUGGACAACUGAAAUCGUAUAAGAAGUACCUGAACUACAUUUUAGUUACAGUCUCCGCAACACAUCAUCACUGUAAAUUGCACAAACAAACACAAAAAAAAAAGCAAAAUGUUUACAUAUGUUUUUCAAGAGGCUGAAUAUCUGGAUCAGGUGUAAUGGGUUUGGGGUUUACCUGAACCAAGCAGUAGAGUAAAUCUCCAGCAGCACAAAUGGGCACUGCUGAAGUCUGCUACAGAUUGAGUAUAGGCUUCUACCUGGGAUUUAAGCACAUCCUGUGUAAAAGGAAUGUAGGCUGCUUGUGCAUUAUGGAACAUCUUGAUGAUCACGAUAAUCUUUUUUAUUUAAACCCAGAUCGACAAUGGAUCCUUUGACCAUUUACAGAGAAUAUUGUUAGUUUAAUUGCUUCCAAAUCAGAUUCACAACAGUAUUAUGUAUAGAGAGUACUGUGCAAAAGUCUUAGGCACUUUAUUAUUAUUAUUAUUUUUUUGGAGUACAAACUUUGUGAUAGACGUUUACUUUAUGAUUUUUAGAUUAUCGAGUCAGUUCAAAAACAUUUUAGAUUUCCAAACAUUACUUUCCUAGCACCAAAGUGAAUGAUUUGAAAACAGAAAAAUGUUUGAAUAUCAGUAAAGAAAGCAGCGUAUUAUACACGAGAACACUUUUGACGAAAAUACAUCAUGAAGGCUGUUGGGUUUUGCUGCAAAAAUAAGAAACAAGUGUGACAAAGUCUCCAGAAGAACUGGGGCUCAUUCCUGAGACUACUAUUUUUAUAUUGUACUGACUUUGCUUUAUUUAUUACUGUUUAGUUCUCUUUCUAGCAUUUUUUUAAAUGUAGAAACAUUUAAUUUAUUCAGAAAUAGUAGUCUCAGGGACAGUUUGCGUUCGAAUGAAAUUAGCUGAUGAGUUUUACUGAGUAUCUUGCAGAACGAGCCACAGUUUUCUGAACACUUUUAGCUACGACACCAGCCUUACAUGAUGCGCUGCUUUCUUUACUGAUGUACGAACGUUUUCUGUAACAUUUCAUUUUGUGCUGGAAAUCUAAUGUUUGGAAAUCUAAAAUGUUUUUGUACCGACUUGAUAAUUGGUAAGUCAUAAAAUAAUUAACAAUUAUUCCGCGAAACUGAGUCGUACUUGAGCUGAUAGCCAACGUUUUGUUUUUGAGUCGUUUUUAUUUCGUCCUCUAUUGGUUCACUCUACCAUUUUGUUUUUCUCUACUCACUGUAUAUGAGCUGAUAGCCUAGUAGUAGCCAAUCAUAGCGUGCGAUUGCUCAUAUCCAGUGAAUAUGGAUAGAAAAAAAAAAUCUAUAAACAGGUUUGGACUAAAAAAAAGGUGCCUAAGACACAUGCACAGUGCUGUAUAUUACAGAACAGAACAUGUAUUUUGUAUCUAAUCUGGAUAAAGCCAUACUGGGCUUGUAAUGACAAUAUUAUUUGCUCAAUAAAACCUUUGUCU
Neoarius graeffei (lesser salmon catfish) is the source of this 2150-nucleotide messenger RNA. Its product is annotated as tumor necrosis factor receptor superfamily member 17. Lineage: Eukaryota; Metazoa; Chordata; Actinopteri; Siluriformes; Ariidae. Gene Ontology annotation, biological process: tumor necrosis factor-mediated signaling pathway. Gene Ontology annotation, molecular function: signaling receptor activity. The coding region runs from base 111 to 719 and encodes 202 amino acids. The transcript is spliced from 3 exons. The record is from RefSeq and is a predicted model, not a curated record.